AUAUUUGAAUGUUCCGUUCAUUCCUGGAAGGCCCUCAUCAACGUUGUCUUGUACCUCCCAACGUUUAACGUUAUUCUUCACAAUCCUUCAUUUCUGUCUUAGGUUUUGUGUCAUUUAUUAAUUCGAAUUUAAGAUUCAGUAGCUGAACGAAGAAGUUACGAGAUUGAUUGGCGAAAACCGUCGGAGUCUUCGUUUUCAUCUCGUGGAGUCGAAUUGAUUUGAAGGGCUGGGCCGUGUGGAUGGGCGAUGACAAGAAGCCCUCGAUGGUGAUGCCCAGCAGAGACAGCCGAGAUCGGGAGCUCCUCUUACCCGUCGCCGACGCCGCCUGCGUCCGUCACGGCGAGGGCGACGCCUCCUCUUCUUCUGCUUCUUCCUCUCACCACUCCGGCCGCGAGACUUUCUACAAAGUUGUCAGGAGUUGGGCAUCAAAAAAGUUUAUGACAGGAUGUGUCAUCCUAUUUCCAAUAGCAGUCACUUUCUAUAUAACAUGGUGGUUUAUUCAUUUUGUGGAUGGCUUUUUCUCUCCAAUUUAUGCUCAGCUGGGCAUUAAUAUCUUUGGUCUUGGGUUUGUUACUUCCAUCACAUUCAUCUUCAUGGUCGGUGUGUUCAUGUCAUCAUGGUUGGGAGCAUCAGUUUUGAGUCUUGGAGAGUGGUUCAUAAAACGGAUGCCGUUUGUCCGUCAUAUCUACAGUGCCUCAAAACAGAUUAGCGCUGCCAUAUCUCCAGACCAGAACACUCAGGCCUUCAAGGAGGUGGCUAUCAUCAGGCAUCCUCGCAUUGGUGAAUAUGCCUUUGGAUUCAUCACUUCAUCUGUUGCCCUUCAGAGCUAUUCAGGCGACGAGGAGCUGUGCUGCGUGUAUGUUCCCACCAACCAUCUCUAUAUUGGCGACAUAUUCCUCAUCAACACCAAGGAUGUCAUCCGACCAAACUUAUCUGUUCGAGAGGGAAUUGAAAUUGUUGUUUCCGGGGGGAUGUCAAUGCCCCAGGUCUUAUCGACGAUGGAUGCUGGAGUAGUUAAAAGCAGAGACUGAAGAGUUUAUCAUUCACCAUCACUCGAGUCUUUGAGUCAGUCGGAAUGGCGGGCAGGCAGGCAGUACGAUGAUUAUGCACAUCUCAGCAGCAAUCUACAGUUGGGAAAAAGUAUCAAAUUCUGAUCAAAUGACAUGCACAUGCACAUCGCUUUGUACAGUGUAGUGUAGUGUAGUCAUAUUUUAUUACUUCUGUCAGAUCGUCUUGGUUUUCUUUGCCUUUAUGUAUUCAUUUAAUUUUAAAUGUGAAUUCAAUUUAAUUUUAUUAAUUUUCCGGUUUAA
Molecule: messenger RNA, 1310 nt
Organism: Diospyros lotus (date-plum)
Lineage: Eukaryota; Viridiplantae; Streptophyta; Magnoliopsida; Ericales; Ebenaceae
Product: protein LIKE COV 1-like
Exons: 7
Coding region: 240-1031 (263 amino acids)
Biological process (GO): stem vascular tissue pattern formation
Cellular component (GO): Golgi apparatus
Source: RefSeq, a predicted model, not a curated record